AUGACCACGCUUUCAGGAAAGCUUACUGGAAUAACACUUCCAAUUGAUCAUUUUGGUAGCCAUUUAAACAGCCAAGAAAAAGUUGUUGAUUCAGAAUUAGCAGCACAAAAUUUUCAUUAUGCAGGUGAAGCUUUAUGUGAAAUAUGGUGUUGCAAUUCUAUUUUUGGGAAAAAGAUUGAAGCAACCUACAUCGAUAAAACUACUGAUCCAUUUGUUGAGCUUGAAUUUAUUGGUGAAGAACAAGAAAAAAAAGGAAAAGAUGUUGAAAAUAUAGAAAGACAUUGCAACCUGUGUCAAUAUGCACUUGAUAUAAAACGAUGUGAUGAUCUUGAAUGUUGUGACCCUAUAAGAGCUGAAGAAGCUAUAGAUUUUCUUAUAGCUAGUAAUGGCUUUCUUCCUCCCGAUAUGAUUUUCACUGUUCUUCUCUCGAUAAAGAAACAUAUUCUCGACUCUGCUGCUCAGUUUGCAUAUCCUUCUGCUUGUGGAAGGCCCCAAAAAGAAGUUUCAAAAACUCAAGCAACAAAUUCUACAGUAUUUGACAAUUUUAUGAUGUUGCUAUCACAAAAGAGUACUCAAAUGCUUACCUACAUUGAG
This is a messenger RNA of Scutellospora calospora, 594 nucleotides long. The record is from the annotation of a GenBank genome assembly. Lineage: Eukaryota; Fungi; Glomeromycota; Glomeromycetes; Diversisporales; Gigasporaceae.